This is a messenger RNA of Phymastichus coffea, 3339 nucleotides long. Its product is annotated as transmembrane protein adipocyte-associated 1 homolog. The record is from RefSeq and is a predicted model, not a curated record. Gene Ontology annotation, biological process: G protein-coupled receptor signaling pathway. Gene Ontology annotation, molecular function: G protein-coupled receptor activity. Bases 1098 to 2504 code for a protein of 468 amino acids. The transcript is spliced from 6 exons. Lineage: Eukaryota; Metazoa; Arthropoda; Insecta; Hymenoptera; Eulophidae. Gene Ontology annotation, cellular component: plasma membrane.
AAUUUUCUUACUUCUCUCAAACUCUAGUUAAUUAUUUAUUUAAUACUCAAAGAUGACAGUUGUGAAAUUUUUGAAUUAUAUAAUCAUAUAUGUAUUUCAUCGUGUAUUGGAGUAUUUAAGUUCGUUUGCAAAACUGCGUUGAUUUAUGAACAAUUCGUAAGUUGACAUGAAAAAAUGAAAAAGGUGGCAUGAACGCGCGAAGCACGCCAGGCAUGUCUAGUAAAAAAUAAAUAAUCUGUGUGUGUAAUUUGUAACAUCUCUGAUUAAGCGUUUAUAAUACUGUCCCAUAAAACGACAUAAAACACGGUCUGAUUUUUGUUAAUCACUCUGCAAUUUUGCCUCAUAACAUCUACCCAAAAAACGCAUGCAAGUUCGGAAUACUUUAAAGUAUCAUAAUUCAAAGUUUCACGAAGAUCUGUAAUUAUUUAUAUCAAGAAGGAAACGUCCUUAAGUAGAACACGCACUUGAUGAUAAUAAAAUAUACACGCAGCGUCAAUCGCUCUGGAUGGAAGAGAAAAAAAAACUCGGCUGCUCCAAAAUCCAUGAAGCGUUUAAUUAAAGAUCAGCCGAUGUGAGACGAUUGGCUUUCUCACUCUCGCGCACACACAAUACCACUCACUACAUAGGUGGGGGUGUGGGGGGAAACCAUAAACUAAAGAAAGAUAGUCAAGUAUAUAACAGAAUAAGAGUCAGAGAGAGAAGGACAUACGCAUACACACGUCGUCGCAGAACAGAAAACUCUCGUUUGUUACUCGCGCACACGACGACGAUUUGAUGAGGAUGCGAUGCCUCGGGGUGCGCGUAUUUGGCUAUUGGCAGUGGCUGUGAAAUACACCGUGUGGAGCAUCUACUAUUGGCACUCACAAAACGAGAAGAGCAAUCGUGGUUCUGUUGUCAACGCGAAUUGAAUAAAAGACACUCACUGCUUGUUUUUCUCUUGUUUCGCUGUUACUAUUGCGAUGCUUGUCGUGGGAAAUUAAUCGAUCUUCGACGUUGCAUUAUGAGUCAUGGUUCUCGCGCUAUUAUUCACGACGAUCUUUUCCCCACGAACACAACUAUGAGGUGAAAAUUAGUACUAAUUCGCACGAGUCAACGAGAUGUACGGCGACGGGGAGCUAGAAGUCUCCGAAGGAUGGAGGCAGGUACGGGAUCUCAGCACGACCAUGGAUCCCAAUGUCAGCUCCACUGCUCAAGACGACGAGCACUUUUGUAAAUUAAUACUUUAUCAAGAAAUCAAAGAAUCAACAGUAAGGAUAUGGGACGUGAUAAUUCUAAUACCAAACCUGCUAUUCCUGCUGUUUAUCAUAGUAAGGUGCAACCGAGCAAGGCUCAAACUCAGAGCAACCAGCAGUCCUAUAUAUUUAGCCUUCUAUGGGCUUGUUAUCUGUAGUGUUGUAAUAUCGGUUAUUCGCUGUGUAGUGUCCAUGACAGUCAAUGCCACUGGAACUGUGGGUGGCAUAGCGGACAAAGUGUUUUGGGUCACAGUUAGAUUCUUCUUACUGUCCACUGAGAUGAGUGUUGUAAUUUUUUGUCUUGCAUUUGGACACUUGGAUAGUCGCUCAAGCAUAAGAAGAGUACUUUUGGCAACGUCUUUUAUAGCUUUGAUUUUUACAAUCACACAGGGAACGUUAGAAUUAAUCCUGCCCGAUGACACUUUUCACAUACCUAGCAGAGACUUCUAUGUGUUUGGACAUGGAGGAAUGAUGUUCUGGUUUUGUAGCAGCAUCGUUUUUACAAUGAUAUACGUAUUAAUACUUAUUUUACCUUAUACAAGAUUACGCGAGCGUCUCGCUUUACCCAGUCGCAAAAGUUUUUAUGUGUACGCCGGUCUCCUUGCAACGUUGGAUUUGGUGCAAUCGAUAGGAGCUGGCUUACUCAAUUAUACGCAAAAUCCUGCGGGAUUAUGUGUCGUCGACUUGACUGCCGCUAUGUACUUGACAUUUUUCACGCCAUUGGUCUACCACACUUUCCUUUCAGAAUUCUUUGGGGUGUCACAACCAUCAAUAAUGUUCUCCUACAAAGCACAAGUGGACGACGCAAUGGAGGAGGACACAGUGUCAUUACCACAUCAACAGAGCUUUAGUUCUCUGAAAACGGACAGCGAUUACAUAUAUCAGGUCCAUAGUCCGAUUUUUCAUGCCCCGUUGUUCCACUCGCAACGUUUACAACAGCGACCCAUGGCACAAAGUCGUCGUCUCGUUGGCAGCUCGUCACACGCGACUCUCCUCUAUCACGACUACACAGCUCAACGUAGAUUGCUUAAUACACGCUCGGGUUCAAAUUUCGGACGCACCAGUGCACCAGAUUUAAGAUUUAGGCGGGAGGAGAUGAGCGAAGACGAGCCGACGACGAGCGCGUAUAAAGUAUUUUCGUCCAAUGAAGUUGAGAAUAGCUUGCACAGGAUACUUGAGAACAAAUUGAGCCACAAGACUGACGUGAAGAUGCUGCCAACAACGAAUCGGGAAUCGUCUUCGUCCUCCGACUCUUGGAGCGAAGCUUUGUGAAAAACUUUAUAGAAGGCUGAUUAUGUUUUAUAUCUAGGAUUAAUUAUUACUGACAGUUGUACCGCGUGCCUGUGAUACGAUGAUUCGACACUGAAGCAUAAUAAUUUUCUCUUGCCCUUUUUAUAGUGAGAUAAAUGAAAGUUUUUUUGUUUUUUUGUCCGUUUUCGUUCUUCUUAUAAGACUUGUGUGUAUAUAUAUAUAUAUAUAGAUCGAUUUUUGCUCGAUUAAACGUGUGCUUCUGUUUUCAAUGUUCGUUGUUGGUCGUUAUUUAUUUAUAUCGCGAGGCUUGUUGGUGUACUUCAUGGAUACUGUCGUUAUAGUGAAUUAUUAAUUCGAUUCUACAUUAAUAUUGGUGCUAUCGUUUUUUAUGAAUUUUAGAGAAUUGAAAACUAUUUUAUCUUUCUAUGAAUGGAAAUAUUCCAAAUAAUCACGAUAAUUACAGCUAGAAAAGUUUCCCUCGAAUACCUUUUUGGCAUUUAUUGAACAGUUGUGAAUUCCGCGAAAUAUAUAUAUUUUUCGAUAAAGAUAUCAAAGCAGGAAUAUUAUCAAGUAGAAACCUUACUUAUAAAUUCAUUCCUGAAACUUGUUUUCACGCACUGAAAAGUAUCAUUAUCUGAACGAGUGACGCACAUCAACAAACUGCCUCAACCACCACCGUUCUCUCUCUCUCUCUCUCUCUCUCUCUCUCUCUCUCUCUCUCUCUCUCUCUCUCUCUCUCUCUCUCCCUCAUUCACUUCCACCAAGUAGAAAACAAAACUCUAGCCGAUCAUAUAUUUAUUUUUAUUCCACCCACCUGACCGCACUACAGUAACUCGAUACAUUAUUUUCUUUAUUU